Erigeron canadensis is the source of this 922-nucleotide messenger RNA. RefSeq lists its product as uncharacterized. The record is from RefSeq and is a predicted model, not a curated record. NCBI's taxonomy places the organism in Eukaryota, Viridiplantae, Streptophyta, Magnoliopsida, Asterales, Asteraceae. The coding region runs from base 293 to 712 and encodes 139 amino acids. The transcript has 2 exons.
AAAUUCUCUCCAUAUUUAUCUCUACUUUUAUAACCAUUUUCCCUUUGUUUUCCAUUUAUCUCUAUCUCCAAAUUUCUUCCACAUACAAUAGUUAUCGGUCUUUUGAAAAAAUUUAAGUGUAUGUUUUACUUAAUUUGAUAAUAGAUAUAUAGCAGAUGGAAAAUAUAAGUUAGCGGCAGAAAGAAAAGAUGCCUUUCUGCCUUUACAUGAUCUAUAUGAAAAACAAACACCUCUAAAUCACGGAACCUCUUAUGGAAUAAGUGGUCGGAGGAUAGCCAGACUGGAUAAGUAUAUGGGGUCUGACGGAACAGGUAUCUUGACCAAAGCUCCAUUUGUUGGGGCAAUGGCAAAAGUUGAGGUUUCUCAAUCAGAUGAUAUGCAUCUUUAUUAUCAUCCUAAAGGGCCAAGCAGUAGAUAUGUAGAUCAACAAGGAUUGUUUCAAAAUGGAACAUCGGAAACUUAUGGUGGUGGCGGUCAACCUCCAUCUUUUGAAGAUAUGAUGAAAAAUGCGGCAUCUCAAACUCAUCCUAGAUAUGUGAAUCAACAACGAUUCUUUCAAAAUGGCACAUCGGAAACUUAUGGUGGUGGUCAACCUCCAUCUUUUGAUGCUAUGCUGAAAAAUGCGGCAUCUCAAACUCAUCCUAGAUAUGUGAAUCAACAACGAUUCAUCCAAAAUGGAACAUCGGAAACUUAUCAUUGUCCCAUCUUGUGAUGCUAUGAUGAAAAAUGCGACUUCUCAAACUCAUAAUAUGUGAAUCAGCAAGGAUUAAUUCAUCCGUAAUAAUAUCUUGUUAAUAUAGAUUAGUAUCACUGUUUGCUGGCGUAGUUCAAUUUAGUAUAACUGCCUGUCUUAGUAAUAUAGAGAUUAUUAUUGACUAUUUCGUUUCUUUCAAUCCAAAUUGCGAGCACCUACAUGUUUCAA